Messenger RNA from Achroia grisella, 519 nucleotides. RefSeq lists its product as uncharacterized. The coding region runs from base 1 to 519 and encodes 172 amino acids. The record is from RefSeq and is a predicted model, not a curated record. NCBI's taxonomy places the organism in Eukaryota, Metazoa, Arthropoda, Insecta, Lepidoptera, Pyralidae. The transcript has a single exon.
AUGGGUGAUUUUAACACCGAUUUGCUUCAAGACACCUAUAGAUCUCGCAAACUACGCGACAUUACACGAUCGGUAGGUCUUCAAGUGUUAUCCCUUAGUCCUACACAUACCAACCGGGAUUGUCCGGACACUUGGCUUGACCAUAUUUAUGUCUCCUCACCUGAUUGUGUUUUAAAACAUGGUCAGUUUCCUGCACCUGGUUUUUCCAAAUACGACCUUAUCUACACUUCCUAUAACAUUAAAACCUUUAAGCCUAAACCUGCUAUUGUUCGUCUGCGUAAUUUUGCGAGAAUCGAUACAUCCAUUUUAGGUAAAGAUGUAACUGACUUCGAUUGGUCAUCUGUACUUUCUGCCUCUUCUGUUAAUGACAAGGUGUCCAUUUUCAACAAAGCCGUACUCAAAAUCUUUGACAAACAUGUUCCGGCCCACCUUGUUAAAGUAAAAAGGCAACCAGCUCCCUUGAUAACUAGAGGAGUACGCAUGGCAAUGAGAAAGCGAGACCGUGCAUUCGGAAGAUAG